Branchiostoma floridae (Florida lancelet) is the source of this 3917-nucleotide messenger RNA. RefSeq names its product neurogenic locus notch homolog protein 1-like. Bases 1 to 3690 code for a protein of 1229 amino acids. The record is from RefSeq and is a predicted model, not a curated record. Gene Ontology annotation, cellular component: extracellular region. The transcript has 29 exons. Gene Ontology annotation, molecular function: calcium ion binding. Lineage: Eukaryota; Metazoa; Chordata; Leptocardii; Amphioxiformes; Branchiostomatidae. Gene Ontology annotation, biological process: cell adhesion.
AUGUCCCGCUCCUUACAGGUGGAGGGCCGAUGGCGCUGGUUAGACGGAUCAUCUCUGAGCUACCAGAACUGGGCUCCGGGACAACCGAGUAACUAUAACGGCGCUGACUGUGGCAUCCUGUGGGGGUCCUACCACUAUGAUAAGUGGGAUGACUCGGUUUGCUCGUACAGAUUCUACUCUAUCUGUCAAAAAGAGAUCAACGAAUGUUCCAGUAACAACGGAGGCUGCGAACAUAGCUGUGAAAACACUGUCGGGAGCUACCGCUGUACCUGUAGGACUGGGUACCAGCUGUAUGGUUCAAGAUACUGUAGAGAUGUAAACGAGUGCUCGAGUAACAACGGAGGAUGUGACCACAACUGUGAGAACACUGACGGGAGCUACGACUGUACCUGUCGGGAUGGGUACCAGGAAUCUGGAUCAAGAUGCUACGAUAUAAACGAAUGUUCCAGUAAUAACGGAGGAUGUGACCACAACUGUGUGAACACUGGUGGGAGCUACGACUGUACCUGUCGGGCCGGAUAUCAAUUGUCUGGAUCAAAAGAUUGCAUUAAUAUCGACGAAUGUGUCAGCUCGCCUUGUCAAAAUGGCGGAACCUGUCACGACCUCAUCAACGAGUACCGCUGUGACUGUCAACCUGGAUGGAGCGGUGGCAACUGUCAGGAAGAUGCCGAUGAGUGCUUGACUAACGGAGGACGAGGACCAUGUGACCAGAUCUGUACCAAUGAGUAUGGGAGUUAUCGCUGCUCGUGCCAGGCAGGAUAUCAGCUAUAUUCGGACAGCGUCUCUUGUGUUGAUGUAAACGAGUGUGACGAAGCCCAGCAUGACUGUGAGCAGACAUGUCUGAACAUUGUUGGCAGCUUCACUUGUGGAUGUGAGGACGGGUUCCUUCUCAGUGCAGAUGGAAAAACCUGCUCAGAUAUCGACGAAUGUUCCAGCUCGCCUUGUCAAAAUGGCGGAACGUGCCACAACCUCAUCAACGAGUACCGCUGUGACUGUCAACCUGGAUGGAGCGGUGGCAACUGUCAGGAAGAUGUGAACGAGUGCGACAUAAAUCUUCACGACUGUCAACAAGUAUGUCUGAACACCUUUGACGGGUUCUCGUGUGGAUGCGAUGACGGGUUCUCUCUAAACACUGAUGGGAAGUCUUGUUCAAAAACGGACAACUGCGUCCCAGGAGCCUGUGAAAGCGGCGGAACAUGUAUCGACGGCAAUAGCACCUUCUCUUGUGUGUGCCUACCUGGAUUUCUGGGAGAGAGAUGUCAGACUGCUCCAUGCAGCGAAGACUACCCACCACCCGUUAACGGUGGCAAAGCCUGCUCAGUGACGGAUGACACAACAGUGGCCAUGUACUAUACAGUCUACUGUAGGGACAACAAGGAGUUCGCAAUAGAACCUGCCCAGGCGUACACCUGCAGGGCCGAUGGGAGCUGGUUUGCUGGCUCUAAUCUCGUGGUGGGCCAGAGUAGUCCUUGGCCAGACUGUUCAGGAAGGUACCGUCCGGGACGCCCUCAUAUGGCAGCAGAAGUCCACUACUUCUCCGGCACGGACUGUUCAAGCAGCAUAAACGAGAUCAUCUCCAACUUUCAACAGCUGUUCAGCCAGAUGGACUCCUCUCAACCAGGUGGUAAUAUGACAAUCGAGCUACAAAACGUUGAUGUGGAGUGUGGAGCAGCAUCCAGACAAGUCACUUCAACAAGAGGGCGCAACUUCAUCUCAAAAUCCGAGAGAUCCGCAAAUGAAUUCACAGUAAAGUUUAUGGUAGUUGCCAUCAGCUCGCUGGCACCAGCGGAUGUCACUGAGACUGUGCAAGCUAACCUCGUUUAUGCUCUAGACGAUAUCUAUUUUGAUAUCGAAGACAAGGUUGCAAGCCAACAAUUCAACUUAAACAUUAACGGACAACAAGCCACAGUCGACACAUUUGACAUAGGGUUUGCGGAGUUCGACCUCAACUGUACCGAGGGACAGCUGAGUUUUCAGGACAGCUUUGAGGCGUAUUGCCUUGACUGUCCGCCUGGCACGUUCCAUGACCUGACCACAGACACGUGUGAGUACUGCCCUGUUGGUGAGUACCAGAACCAGCCGGUACAGACCGCCUGCAAACCCUGUCCUGUCAACACCUGGUCCGUGUUUCCUGGAGCAAAGGAGGAGGCACAAUGCAUGUCAGUUUGCCUGGGCAAAGACGAUCUGUGUUCCAGUUGUGUUCACGCAAAAGGGCAACUGACCUGCAAGUGUGAAGUUGGCUGGGCGGGGUCAAGAGACGGACUUACCUGUGGACUUGACGGUGACCAAGACGGCUAUCCAGAUGUAUCUCUACCCUGCAAUGGUACAAGGUGUAAAAAGGACAAUUGUCCGGGUAUCCCUAACAGUGGUCAGGACGACACAGACGAGGAUGAGAUGGGAGACGCUUGCGAUUACGACAUGGACAACGAUGGAUUACCCAAUGUCCUGGACAACUGCCCGCUAACAGUGAACGUGGACGAGACGGACAGUGACGGAGAUGGAGUAGGUGACGUGUGUGACAACUGUCCCAUGAACAUCAACACUGACCAACGGGACGCUGAUAGGGACGGUGUGGGGGAUGUGUGCGACAGUGAUGCCGAUGAAGAUGGGGUCAUCGACAAUCAAGACAACUGCCCAUUUAUGGCCAAUGCCCAACAGAAGGAUUCAGACGGAGACGGGAUCGGAGAUGCCUGUGACAACUGCCCAACUGUCGCAAACGUGGAUCAGUUUGACUUGGAUCAGAAUUCCAUCGGGGAUGCUUGUGUAGACAAUGAUGACAGGGAUGCAGACGGGGUACCGAACAGCUUGGACAACUGUCCGGACAUCCCCAACAGUCAGCAGCUGGAUACCGACAAGGACGGAGCAGGGGACGUUUGUGAUGAUGAUGACGAUGAUGACGCAAUAUUGGAUGACGUCGACAACUGUCGCCUCGUCCCCAACCCGGACAAUGCAGACUUUGAUGGAGAUGGAGUAGGCGACGUCUGUACCGAUGACUAUGACAUGGACGGCGUCCUAGACGCCGAUGACGUCUGUCCUGAGAGUGAGGUCAUCGCCCGCACGGACUUCAGGAACCAUCAAACCGUAAACCUGGCCGGCAGCACCAGCAACCUGCCGGUGUGGGAGAUCUUCAAUGAGGGAGCAGAAAUUGUUCAGACAAUGAACAGUGACCCAGGUCUAGUGCUCGGUCCGAAUUACUUCGGCAACUUGGACUACAGUGGAACUUUCUUCGUCAACACCCAGGCUGAUGACGACUUUGUGGGGUUCGUCUUCAGCUAUCAGAGCAACUCCCGCUUCUACCUGGUGUCCUGGAAACAGGCAGGGGACAGCGAGGGAGGACAGGCUGGGGUACAGCUGAAGUUGGUAGACUCGACGACCGGACCUGGUCAUGACAUGUCGCUGGCUCUAUGGAAGGGAGUGGAGGUCCCGGGACAGACCAAGCUGCUGUGGGAGGAUCCUAACAAAGUGGGGUGGAGCUACAACACCGCCUACCGCUGGGAGCUGAAGCACCGGGCGGACAUCGGACUCAGCAGGUUCCACCUGUACGAAGGCAGCCGCCUUGUGGUGGACUCAGGUGACGUUCAGGACGCCUCCCUCCGCGGAGGCCGCCUCGGGGUGUACUGUUACUCCCAGGAGAACGUCAUCUGGUCCGAUCUCGUCACCAAGUGCGAUGGUGACACUUCAUCCGUGUAACAUGGGACAAACAACCCAAAUGGACGAAGGAAAACAAAGAUGGAAGCUGUCACUUCUAUCGGCUAUUUUCAUCUUUCGUGAUAUAAACUCUAGUAAUUGAUUUAGUCAAGUAAUACAUUACUUUGCGUACAGUACGUAACAAGGUGUGUUCAUUUACUCAAGAUUAAGAAUGCGCAGUAUAUAUACCCAAGAAAGUGAACAAUAAAGAGCAUAUUCAAAACACCUUA